Messenger RNA from Acanthosepion pharaonis, 2553 nucleotides. Lineage: Eukaryota; Metazoa; Mollusca; Cephalopoda; Sepiida; Sepiidae. The record is from the annotation of a GenBank genome assembly.
AUGGAUUCUUAUCUAUCUAUCUAUCUAUCUAUCUAUCUAUCUAUCUAUCUAUCUAUCUAUUUUCCAGUGGUCCCUAUCUAUCUAUCUAUCUAUCUAUCUAUCUAUCUAUUUUCCAGUGGUCCUUAUCUAUCUAUCUAUCUAUCUCAGAUUAUCCCCGUCUCUCUUUCAUUCAUAGCUAUCCUUCUAAGUAACCUUUCUGACAUACAUCUAUCUAUGUCAUCCUCUUCAUAUCUAUCUAUCUAUCUAUCUAUCUAUCUAUCUAUCUAUCUAUCUAUCUAUCUGUUUCAGUCUGUUCAUAUCUAUCUAUCUAUCUAUCUAUCUAUCUAUCUAUCUAUUUCAGUCUGUUCAUAUCUAUCUAUCUAUCUAUCUAUCUAUCUAUCUAUCUAUCUAUCUAUCUAUCUGUUUCAGUCUAUCUAUUAUCUAUCUAUCUAUCUAUCUAUCUAUCUAUCUAUCUAUGUUAUCUGUUCAUAUCUAUCUAUCUAUCUAUCUAUCUAUAUCUAUCUAUUUCAGUCUGUUCAUAUCUAUCUAUCUAUCUAUCUAUCUAUCUAUCUAUCUAUCUAUCUAUCUAUCUCAAUUCUAUCUAUCUAUCUAUCUAUCUAUCUAUCUAUCUAUCUAUCUAUCUAUCUGUUUCAGUCUGUUCAUAUCUAUCUAUCUAUCUAUCUAUUUCAGUCUGUUCAUAUCUAUCUAUCUAUCUAUCUAUCUAUCUAUCUAUCUAUCUAUCUAUCUAUCUAUCUCAUUCAAUUCUAUCUAUCUAUCUAUCUAUCUAUCUAUCUAUCUAUCUAUCUAUCUAUCUGUUUCAGUCUGUUCAUAUCUAUCUAUCUAUCUAUCUAUCUAUCUAUUUCAGUCUGUUCAUAUCUAUCUAUCUAUCUAUCUAUCUAUCUAUCUAUCUCAUUCAAUUCUAUCUAUCUAUCUAUCUAUCUAUCUAUCUAUCUAUCUAUCUAUCUGUUUCAGUCUGUUCAUAUCUAUCUAUCUAUCUAUCUAUCUAUCUAUCUAUUUCAGUCUGUUCAUAUCUAUCUAUCUAUCUAUCUAUCUAUCUAUCUAUCUAUCUAUCUAUCUAUCUCAUUCAAUUCUAUCUAUCUAUCUAUCUAUCUAUCUAUCUAUCUAUCUAUCUAUCUAUCUAUCUAUCUAUCAUACUCUUUUUAUUAUAUAUUUAUGAUGAGAAACAUUAUUUCUUAUAUCUUCUUUCUUCUUCUACACCCUUCUUCUUCUUCUUCUUUCUUCUUCUUCUUCUUUCUUCUUCUUAUCUCUUCUUCUUUCUUCUUCUCUCUUCUUCUUCUCUCUUCUUCUUCUACUUCUCACUUCUUCUUCUCUCUUCUCUCUUCUCCUUCUACUCUCUUCUUCUCUCUUCUCCCUUCUUCUACUUCUUCACUCUUCUUCUCUCUUCUUCUCUCUUCUUCUACUUCUCUCUUCUUCUCUCUUCUUCCUCUUCUUCUCUCUUCUUCUUCUACUUCUCUCUUCUUCUUCUUCUUCUCUCUUCUUCUUCUCUUUUCUUCUUCUACCCUCUUCUUCUCUCUUCUUCUAUUACUUCUCUCUUUUUAUCUCUUUCUUCUCUCUUCUUCUACUUCUUCUCUUCUUCUUCUUCUUCUUCUACUUCUUCUCUUCUUCUUCUUCUUCUAUGUGCCGUGUCCCUUCAGACCUCUCAACGGUAACCGUUUUCUUCUUUUUCAUCUGUCAAAAUUCUCCGCUUCAUUCUCCUCAUCCGGGUUCUGUUUCUUCUUGGUCCAUCCUCUUGUUCUUGUUCUUCUUUUUGUUGUUGUUGUUGUUAUUCUUCUUCUUCUUCUUCUUCUUCUUCUUCUUCUUCUUCUUCUUCUUCUUCUUCGUUCACUAUUUUAUUUCUUAUUCUGUCUGUUGCCGUUUUAUACUUCCUGCCCAUUACUGUCUUCUUCUUCUUUUCUUUUUCUACUACUUUGCUUCUUCUUUUCUUCUUCUUUUUCUUCUUCUUUGCUUCUUCUUUUUUCAUCUUCUUUUCUUUUUCUUUUCUUUUUUCUUCUUCUUUUUCUUAUCCUAGAUGUCGUCAUCUUUCAUCUGUCAUCCCAUUAUUCACUUCGUCUUCACAUAUUUCUCCUUCACCGUCUCCAUUUUUCUUGUAGUCCAGAUGACCACAAGCAUUUUUUUCUUCUUUGUCAUUUUUUCCUCUUUCUUCUGUCUCGAUAUUUCUUUCUCUUCUUUUUAUUUUUUCUUCUUAAUUAUUUUUCUUCUUCAAUUUGUUUCAUCUCUUCUUCAAAUAUUUCUCUUUCAUCCUCUUUGUUUUUCUUUUUUUUCUUUAUCAUAUUUUUACUUCCAAGUCGAAAAGGAGCCGGAAACCCAUAUCUAUCUAUCUAUCUAUCUAUCUAUCUAUCUAUCUAUCUAUCUAUAGGGAGCCGUAGCACCUAUCUAUUACUGCAGGAGUCCUACAGGAAGGAACACUUGCGUCUUUUCUUUUCAUCGUCUGUCUUGAAAAAAGCCCUAGAUGAGAACUUGCAGCUUGUCUUCACUUUCACUAAACGAAAAGCAGACGCUAUCCAGCCGAGAAGAUCACUGAUACUGACUACGCUGACGACCCAGCGAUACUGA